GUUACUGCCGGCGGCGGCCCAGUCUCCCCCCGCGCCCCGGAGUCCGGCUUCGUCACUUGGUCGCGGGGACCUUCCCUCUGGCCCCAAGAAUCCUCCCCCUGCAACCCAACAAGAGAAAACCCCCCUCGUCUCGCCCAGUCACCGGGGAGGGGGGACCAUGUCCCAGCGGGUGAGGCGCAAUGGGUCCCCCACGCCGGCCGGUGCCCUCGGGAGUGGUGCAGUCAACACGGCCGGGGGACCUGGGAGCCGCCUGCAACCCAUGAGGGCGACGGUUCCAUUCCAACUGAAGCAGCAGCAGCAACAUGGCAGCCCCACGCGGAGCAACGGCGGCGGCGGCGGCAACAACAACGGCGGCUGCUGCGGUGGCGCCUCAGGCUCCUCAGGAGGCGGCGGCGGCGGCGGCGGCGGCAGCGGCGGCGGGGGCCCGCGCACCGCCUCCCGCAGCACGAGCCCCACGCGCGGCAGCGGGAGCGCGGCCGCGCGCACCAGCCCCACGGUGGCCACGCAGACGGGCGCGUCCGCGACGUCCACGCGGGGCACCAGUCCCACGCGCGGCGCCGCGCCUGGAGCUCGUGGAAGCCCCCCAAGACCGCAGCCCCCGCCGCCGCCUCCGCUGCUGGGUACCGUGUCGUCGCCUAGCUCGUCGCCCACCCACCUGUGGACGGGCGAGGUGAGCGCGGCUCCACCCCCAACCCGUGUCCGGCACCGGAGGAGGUCCCCGGAGCAGAGCCGCCCCUCCCCGGAGAAGAGGAGCCCGAGCGCCCCGGUUUGCAAAGCGGGUGACAAAACGCGACCUCCUUCCUCAAGCCCUUCCAGUAUUAUCCGUCGCACUUCUUCCCUGGAUACACUUGCAGCUCCAUACCUAGCUGGGCACUGGCCUCGUGACAGUCAUGGGCAAGCUGCACCUUGCAUGAGGGACAAAGCUACACAGACAGAGAGUGCAUGGGCUGAAGAGUACUCUGAAAAGAAGAAAGGAUCUCACAAACGCUCAGCAUCCUGGGGCAGUACGGAUCAACUUAAGGAGAUUGCAAAAUUACGCCAGCAGUUGCAGAGAAGUAAACACAGCAGUCGGCAUCAUCGAGAUAAAGAAAGACAGUCUCCAUUCCAUGGCAACCAUGCAGCUAUUAACCAGAGUCAGGCUCCUGUUCCAAAGAGUGCCCUUAUUCCAGUAAUUCCUAUCACCAAAUCAACAGGUUCCCGGUUCCGGAAUAGUGUGGAAGGAUUGAAUCAGGAGAUUGAAAUAAUAAUUAAAGAGACUGGGGAAAAGGAAGAGCAACUUAUACCACAAGAUAUUCCAGAUGGACAUCGUGCACCUCCCCCCCUGGCACAGAGAAGUAGCAGCACACGUAGCAUCGACACACAGACCCCUGGUGGGGCAGACAGGGGAAGCAACAACAGCAGCCGUUCUCAGUCUGUGUCCCCCACCUCAUUCCUUACUAUCUCUAACGAAGGCAGCGAGGAGAGUCCUUGUUCAGCUGAUGACCUGCUUGUCGAUCCCAGAGAUAAAGAGAAUGGGAACAACUCUCCUUUGCCCAAAUACGCAACCUCACCAAAACCUAACAAUAGUUACAUGUUCAAAAGGGAACCUCCUGAGGGUUGUGAAAGGGUCAAAGUCUUUGAAGAAUGCUCACCAAAACAACUUCAUGAAAUUCCAGCCUUCUACUGUCCUGACAAAAACAAGGUGAAUUUCAUUCCUAAAAGCGGUUCUGCUUUCUGCCUCGUCAGCAUCCUCAAGCCACUCCUUCCCACACCAGAUCUUACCCUCAAGGGCUCUGGCCACAGCCUGACAGUCACCACUGGCAUGACAACCACUCUGCUUCAGCCCAUUGCUGUGGCCUCCCUGUCUACAAAUGCAGAGCAAGACCGAGUCUCCCGAGGAACCAGUACGGUCUUGCCAUCAGCCUCCCUUCUCCCACCUCCAGAACCAAUCGAGGAAGCCGAAGGAUAGGCCCCAAUGCUUCAUGGCCAUGGUUCUGGAAAAUGGAGAACCUCCUCAGAUCGCUUGACUAUGAUGGCAGCGUGGGCUCCCAGUUGGCUGUGACAUGCUCCAGCUUUCCAGUGAUAGUGAGGCUUCUGGAAUUGAGCAGCCCCUCUGACUGCUCCGCCCCACUCAAGAAGGCCAGCCCUCAGUGCUUAGCCUGCUUUUUCUUAAAGCACUGAAUGAAAUAAGAAAGGUCUCAUUUGGAAGGACAAUAUCACAUUGUUUUUGUUUUCAAAUUAGACUUGUUUAAAAAAAAAAAAAAACAACACACACACACACACACAAAAUCUGAUCCCUGAAAACAUGAUUCCUGAAGGGAGACGUGAAUGAUGCUGCAAGAACCAUCUUUUAUAUGAAAAUGACUAUUUUAUAAUGCCAAUGUUACAUUUCUGAAACGUAGCAAACAGGAUGUUCAAAAGAUUCUUUGGUGGCCUCUGUUUCUUGUUUCCCUUUCUAGAUGUGUACUUUUCUCAGCUGUUUUCAGCUUUGGGACCAAAGGGAUUGUUGACAUUUUCCCAGCAGUCUUAAUCUCAUGACUAUGUUCUUCUCCCAAAUAAGAAUUGAUAAUAAGUAAAUGCAUUGAGCAAGUAUAUAUAAAAAGAGAUACAAAGCAAUAUUCGUACAUUAUGUGAUUUAUGUUUUUUGAUGUCUAAAGUUUGUGCUUUGGGUGAAAUAUUUGUAAAACUGCUGUUUUCUUCACUUACUGUACACAUUUCACCAUGUGGUCAGAAAAGUUAUAGUCUGAAGAUAAAUGCUUUAAUAUGUUCUCACCCAUGUUGGAACUUGGUUUAAGAGUCGUGAGCCAACAGGAAAACUACCCAGUGUUGAUUGCUAAAUAGGAUUAAGGAGCCCUUUGGUUUUCUGUGAAGUGUGUAUUGCGCUAUUGCCCUCCUUUGCCACAGGUGUCAUUCUGCCUUUAGUCAUCACUGUAUCAUAGUCCCAAGAGACCCUAAAAUGGCUGUGCAUGGAUUUCCUCCUUUGCUUUUGUGAUGUUGUUGUCUUGUGGAUUUGGUCAGGGUCAGUAGUUUGCCAGGAGUGUAAUCCAUUGAAUAGUGAUCCUUAGCCACAGAACCUUGAGACUGACUUUUUCUUUAUGGUGGUUGGCACUGAGAUUUAUUGCCUACAGAUUUUGCUAGUUUCCUCUCAAAUACUCCACACAGUGGAGAAAACAGAUAAGAGCUUUGGAGCAUAAACAACACUCACCUUGAAAAAUCCAUACUGUUUUGGAUUUGGGCUCAUCCUUAGACAAACCUACUGCCAAUAUCACAAGACAACAGUAUUUCAUUUCUGCGUAUGUGGUAGUAAAAUUAAGGAGCAGCUCUGUUUGAGAAAUGAAUUUCAGCAAAACAG
Messenger RNA from Urocitellus parryii (Arctic ground squirrel), 3331 nucleotides. RefSeq names its product family with sequence similarity 117 member B (gene Fam117b). The record is from RefSeq and is a predicted model, not a curated record. NCBI's taxonomy places the organism in Eukaryota, Metazoa, Chordata, Mammalia, Rodentia, Sciuridae.